AUGUUAACUAAAUUAUAGAUAAAUAAUAAAGUUAUAUAUUAAGUUCUUGUAUAAUAAUAAGCUUUUAGAGAUAAACUAUAGAAUUUAGUUUAGAUUUUAAAAGGAAAGGAUAGGUAAUAAUAAAUUCAUAUAAUCAAAGAAAAAUUAAAUUCGGAAGAUUUUAAAUUCGAAAAACAUCCUUUCUGUUUAAAUACGAAAAUUAUACUCACAGAUCAUAUUCCUUAAUUAUCUAGUGUUUUCAAAAGCGCUAUGGCUCCAAUUAAGCUAACAUUUAGAGCAUAAGAAAUAGAUUAUAAUGAGAACUUAGAAAAGAAAAUAAGCUUAGUUGAAUUAAUUUAUAAAAACGGAGAUGAUUUAAGAUAAGAUUAGUUAGUAAUGUAAAUUUUUAACUUAAUGGAUGUUUUAUUAAAAGGAGUUAAAUAAGAUUUUAAGCUUACACCAUAUAAAGUUCUAGCAUGUUCAAAAAAUGAUGGUUUUGUAGAAUUUGUACCAAAUGCAGCAACUAUUUAGGACAUAUUAAAAAAUGAAGAAGAAGAUUAAUUAUUCAAUUCAAUAACGAAUUCUUAAUUAAUGAAUAAUUAUAUGCUUUCAUGUGCAGGAUAUUGCGUAAUCACAUAUUUUUUGGGAAUCGGAGAUAGGCAUUUAGAAAAUUUAAUGAUUGAUUCUUAAGGGAAAUUUUUCCAUAUUGACUUUGGGUUUAUUUUAGGGGAAGAUCCUAAACCAUAUCCGCCUCCGAUUAAAUUGUGUAAAUAAAUGGUAGAAGCUAUGGGAGGUUUAUAAAGUCCUAUUUAUUAAGAAUUUAAGAAAAAAUGUGUUAAUGCUUAUAUAUAUUUAAGAAAAUAUGGAAAAUUUAUUGUUAACUUGUUCCAUUUAAUGAUAAAUUCAGGUAUUAAAGAUAUGAGCUUUCAAGCAUUGGAAAAAAUGGUCGAGAAAUUUAAUUUAAAUUAAAAUGAUUUUGAUGCCGAAUUACAUUUUUUAAGUAUUCUGGAUUAAAGCGUAAAUGCACUUUUUCCAUUCCUUUUCGAUAUAAUGCAUUAGUGGUCAAGUUAUUGGAAAAAUUGA
Ichthyophthirius multifiliis is the source of this 1062-nucleotide messenger RNA. RefSeq names its product phosphatidylinositol 3-kinase catalytic subunit type 3, putative. Gene Ontology annotation, cellular component: phosphatidylinositol 3-kinase complex, class III, type II; phagophore assembly site; peroxisome. The record is from RefSeq and is a predicted model, not a curated record. NCBI's taxonomy places the organism in Eukaryota, Ciliophora, Oligohymenophorea, Hymenostomatida. The transcript is spliced from 2 exons. Gene Ontology annotation, biological process: phosphatidylinositol-mediated signaling; autophagy of peroxisome; autophagosome assembly. Gene Ontology annotation, molecular function: 1-phosphatidylinositol-3-kinase activity.